Helobdella robusta is the source of this 306-nucleotide messenger RNA. RefSeq lists its product as hypothetical. NCBI's taxonomy places the organism in Eukaryota, Metazoa, Annelida, Clitellata, Rhynchobdellida, Glossiphoniidae. The transcript has 5 exons. Bases 1 to 306 code for a protein of 101 amino acids. The record is from RefSeq and is a predicted model, not a curated record.
AUGGCCAUAGAUAGCUAUGAACAUAGACUCUUAAAAUUGCACACAAACAGUAGUAACAGCAGCAGCGGCAGUAGCAACCACACAAGCCACCACUCGCCACCUGUACAAUCUCACAGUGCCCUCGCUGAAUCAAAUGCUACCCUUGUUCAGUUCCUCAAGGGUUUCGGGCAUGAUCCCAGUGAAAGUUUUGCUUUAAGCAGCAUGGGCAAGAAACAUCAACAUCAUGAUGGUUUGGCAACUCAGAAAAAAAAGAAAAAUUUUGGAGAAACAUUUUGUAUCAAAGGCGUUCUAAAGCUCUCAAAAUAG